Molecule: messenger RNA, 1877 nt
Organism: Vitis riparia (riverbank grape)
Lineage: Eukaryota; Viridiplantae; Streptophyta; Magnoliopsida; Vitales; Vitaceae
Source: RefSeq, a predicted model, not a curated record
GGAGGGGGAUGAAGAAGGACAAAGGAGUGGCAGUUCCAAACCCUAACACCCCAGAAGAAGACAUCUCUGAUUCCUCUCUCCCACCUGUUCGAUUCUCCACCCGGAACGCUUCCUCCAAAUACGAUUUCGUCAAGGUGAAGGUGUGGUUGGGUGAUAAUGCUGAUCACUACUACGUCCUCUCCAGAUUUUUGCUUAGCAGAAUGUUGACUGUCACUAAGAUCCCAAAUCAUGUGGCCAUUAAAAUUGCUCUUGAACUCAAAAAACUGCUCAUAGACAACAGUCUUCUGGAUGUCUCUCAAUCUGAUUUGGAAGCUAAUCUAUUUAAGCUGAUGGAGCGACGUGGCUAUGGACAAGAGUAUAUUAACCGUUAUAGGAUGAUGACCAGAUUUCAUCAUCAAAGAGUACCAUUGGUGAUUCUCGUUUGUGGGACUGCAUGUGUUGGGAAGUCUACCAUCGCUACGCAACUUGCUCAGAGGCUGAACUUGCCGAAUGUUUUACAGACAGAUAUGGUGUAUGAAUUACUGCGCACCUCAACAGAUGCACCAUUGGCAUCUACUCCUGUAUGGGCAAGAGAAUUCAGUUCCUCCGAGGAAUUAAUCACUGAAUUUUGUAGACAAUGCAGAAUUGUUCGCAAAGGUUUGGCUGGUGAUUUGAAGAAAGCAAUGAAAGAUGGAAAGCCGAUUAUCAUUGAGGGAAUACAUUUGGAUCCAAGCAUCUACUUGAUGGAUGAUGAUAGUAAAUUAUCAACUAACAUGACCGCAAAAGUUGAAGAGCCAAAUUCUCUAUCUGUGAAGUCAGAUGAUAAUACUGCAGGUAAUGGAAAUAAUUUUGAAAAUGCUUGUGCAAGACAGAGUAAAAAUAGCAAUGAUGCUUCUGAGAAUACAAAGGCAGAAGACAAGAUAUCUGCUGACCAAGUGGAUAAAGUUUCAGAUUUCCUGGAAUCAAUUAACUUAAAAGGACACGUUUCUAAGAAUAAAGGUGAAGCUGUUAAAGAUCCAGAGACAGAUACAAAUCCUCCUGCUGGGAAGGAAAAGUCUGUUGCUGAACCAAUAAUUGUACCUAUAGUUCUGAAGAUGGCUGAAUUUGACCAUAAGGCAUUGCUAGAGGAGUGGAUUUCAACUCGUACAUUCAGUGAUAAAUGCUUGCUCCAGGACAAGGAUAAGCUAAUAAGCAAUUUAAAAACAAUCCAGGAUUAUCUUUGUUCAUUCAAGUCCCAGGGUUUGACAGUUGUAAAUAUAUCAGCAACAACAUUCCCACAAACAUUGGAUUGGCUGCAUAGUUAUCUUCUUCAGUGUAUUGAGCAAGGUAUUUCAUCCAAGUCCAGUGAAAGUAGUAGGCAAGCUGAAACCUAGAUUACAUGCAGGUUUAAGCUUGAUCAGCGACAGAUAAGCUUUUGGAAUUCUGUAUUCUGAAACCAGUGAGGGUGCUGAAAGCAACCAUGUGGGUGAACCUGCUCAACCGUGAAGGAUUAAAAUUCCAGAAAGCCAAUCCCCAAACAAGUUAAACUGGAGGACCAGGCCAGCGCCUCUUGUAAGAUUGACUUCCAUAGUACAACUGGAAGUCUCUACUUUUGGAAGGAGUGUUCCAUAAUGCAAGACCAUUGUACACUGAUUGUUCCCUAUACUAUUCUAACAGCAAAACCUGAAACUUCACAAACUUAUCAGCUGCUGCAUUCGACAGACCAAAUCCCUGAUUUCAGGGGGAUUUUAGAAGACCUAGGAAUAUGGAUAGAUAAAUUAUCACUUUUUGAAGGACUGCAUUUUUGCUUAACUUCAUAUUAUGUUUAUGACUUGGUUGCAUUUUUCCUUGAAAUGCAUUUAGUUUUAUUAUGCUCACUCUUCAUUAGUAAUUUAUACAAACAUAUAGAAUUAUAAUCA